This is a messenger RNA of Theobroma cacao (cacao), 2520 nucleotides long. RefSeq names its product transcription factor DIVARICATA-like. The record is from RefSeq and is a predicted model, not a curated record. Gene Ontology annotation, molecular function: DNA binding. Lineage: Eukaryota; Viridiplantae; Streptophyta; Magnoliopsida; Malvales; Malvaceae.
CAAGCCACCUUUCUUUAGCUUUUUUCCUUUCCUUUGUCCAACUCUUGUCCCUUUGAACUCAUCCACAUCCCAACAGGUUAACACUUCUCUCCUUAUUCAUUCCUCAAUUCUCUUCUACAUUUCCCUUUAAUCUAAUUUCUUCUCUUCAAAGAAAACCAGACAGAGAGAAAACCAUUGUUUUCCCACUUUUUCUGUCAGCUUAAUUAUCCAAAGAAUCUCUUUUCAUUCCUUUUCCUCAAUUGGGUCUUUACCUUUGUCCACCAUCUUUCAUCAUCUUGCUCUUUAUUUCAUCAUGGCUUUCAAUAGUGUUUUCUUUCACUUUAUUAUAAUCCUUGUUGUGGUAUAAAUUCUAAGUUCCAAGCUUGGGUUGUUUACAGUUAUUCAGGAGUUCUGGUUGCUAUAUUGUUUUAUAUAUAUAACACUCUCUCUUUUAAUGCUUUGUACUUAAAAGCAAAAAAGAAGAAAAAACCAGCAGAUUUUUCUCCCUUGUUCUUUUUCUAGAUUCUCUUGAUUCUUUAAAAGAUUUAUCUUUAUAGAUUCUUCAGUUUAUGCUGUUAAGAAAAAGAUUGAUUCUUGAUUCCCAAGUAAAUGAUUCUGAUUUUAAUGCUCUUCUUAAGCAUCUAAACACUGUACUUUCUGCAACCAGUCUCUCUUCCUUGGUUUCAUAUUUCUUCCAUUUCCAAUAUGAACUUUUUUUGAAAUUGAAAAAGAUAGCUUUGUUUUUCCAGUAUUGUCAAGUAUGGAAACUUUGUUUGCAACUUCUUUUAUGUCGAAUUCGGAUUGGUUUGAUCAAGAGAGCAACUCCACAAGUUGGACUAAAGAAGAAAACAAAAUGUUUGAGAGUGCUUUAGCAAUAUAUGAUGACGAUGUUCCUGAUAGAUGGUUCAAAGUAGCAGCAAUGAUACCAGGAAAAACUGUUUCUGAUGUGAUGAAACAGUAUAGAGAGUUGGAAGAAGAUGUUUUCAAAAUAGAAGCAGGGCGAUUUCCUAUGCCAGGUUACUGUAGCUCAUCUUUUACACUAGAAUUGGUUGAUAACCGUGAUUUUGAUGCAUAUAGGAAGAGGUCUACAGGGGCUAGAGGUCCUGAUCAUGAGAGGAAGAAAGCGGUGCCAUGGACAGAAGAAGAGCACAGGCGGUUUUUGAUGGGACUUCUGAAGUACGGUAAAGGGGACUGGAGAAAUAUCUCCAGAAAUUUUGUGGUUUCCAAGACUCCAACUCAAGUGGCAAGCCAUGCUCAAAAAUACUAUCAGAGGCAGCUUUCAGGAGGGAAAGACAAGAGGAGACCAAGCAUCCAUGACAUUACGACUGUCAAUCUCACCAACACUACCUUUUCGGACAAUCAUAAGCCUCCUUCAGUAAAUCAUUCCAAUGUGCUUGCAUUGCAGCAAAAGCUGGCCAGCAUGCCAAAAGUAGGCAACAAUUGGAAUCACCCCAAUGAUGGAUCAGCCAUGGCUUUCAACUCAACUCAUGGGAACUGGUUUACAUCAUCCCAAUACCAGACUGCGUCAAACGGCCUGAGACUUCAGGGGCAAAAUCUGUAUGGCAGUGCUUACCAUGGAGCUCAUAUCAAACCCCAAAGCUCAGUGUUCUAAACCCUUACACAGGAUAUCACAUGCAUGGAUAAGGCAGUUGUUUUAUGUUGUACUCAACGUUUCAAUUGCAAAUCUAAUAAUGUAGAGAAGGGUUUUCCAAAAUGCUCUUUUAUCAUUGUCUUGUAUGACAGAUAAAAUGGUGUUGCUUAUUACACAAUGGUGGAAUCAUGUAUUGCCUACACACCAGUGUUCAAACCGUAAAGUAGAAAUUUAUCCUUAGAAAAAUGUCUUGGGCAACAAAUUCCUGUGCUAGAGGCAACUGCGACCCGGUUUACAUCAUGAAUGAAAAACGGCUGUUCAGAGUUUGAAUAAAUGAAAAACAUAUCAGACCCUUAUUAGUUUUGCAUUUGUUUGUCAGACAAACAUUUAUCUACAUGUUCUGGAUUUCUCCUUUAGCUUUGCUAAUUGUCCUAGCUUUUGUCAUUCUCCAUUCUGAUGCAGGCUAAAGACUUUUUGGAUGAUUAUGACACUUUGUCCAUAGCUGAACUGAACCCUGAGAGGCCAAGAACCAAAAGAAAAUGGCAUUACCGGAUGUGUACAAGGGAAAAGAUCAAUCAUUUGUUACUGAGAUAUUAAAAAAUUUUGCUGCAGUUGUCAAGGAGUGAUCUAAAGGAACCUUCUGCUACUUUUUACACCUACAAUAGUUUUCUGUAAUGGUUUUCGUACGCGCUGCCAUGUAAUUCGGUGAUGUGGCCUAAUUGGCUGACUCACUUGGCACUGCUUUGGAAAUUUCUCAGUAUCUGAUUGCUUACUUUUGCCAUAGGACCCUUUCCGCCAUUUUCACCUUUUUUGGAUCCAAUAUGGCCAAGUUGACCCGAGCUUGAUUGCCAUCACUUAGUCGAAGCUGAGUAUGCAUUCCACUUGAUUGAGCAUCACAUGCUUCAGUCUGUUAUAGAAUAUAGAAAGAUGCAAUAUGGUUUACAUUUUUA